Messenger RNA from Sphaeroforma arctica JP610, 218 nucleotides. RefSeq lists its product as hypothetical. The annotation marks the transcript as partial. The record is from RefSeq and is a predicted model, not a curated record. The transcript is spliced from 2 exons. NCBI's taxonomy places the organism in Eukaryota, Ichthyosporea, Ichthyophonida.
AUGUCUAUCUGUAUCAAUCCCUGUCUAUCUUUAAAGGUUAUGAUUGAUGAUGCUCAAGCACGGGCGCGUGACAGAGCAAAGGCAGAGGAGAAGGGCAAUGGUAAUGCCUCGGGUGACUACAGGACUGAGCGCGAGAAAGAACGCGAUAAGUAUCGGCAUAGAGGUGGAGAUCGGGACCGGGAUGCCAGGGACAGAGACAGGGAUAGAGACAGAGACAG